Messenger RNA from Tarenaya hassleriana, 1468 nucleotides. RefSeq lists its product as uncharacterized. The record is from RefSeq and is a predicted model, not a curated record. The transcript has 6 exons. NCBI's taxonomy places the organism in Eukaryota, Viridiplantae, Streptophyta, Magnoliopsida, Brassicales, Cleomaceae. Bases 8 to 1306 code for a protein of 432 amino acids.
CUCACAGAUGCCCCCUAUGGCACUCCUAUUCACUGUUGUAUCACCGCCAAUAGCCUCGUGCGACUAUGCUUUCUGUCGCCUCCCAAUAUCUCUGCCGACUCGCCGCCUCCGGUCGCCGGCGCCGCGUCAGCUGUCUACCUCUCGGCGUGUGGAGGUCCAGUCACACCUACGGAACCCUAUCAUUUCUCCCGACGAUCACUGGGGCCAAUGGGCCGCGCUCUUCGCCGCCGGUGCUUUCGGUGUCUGGUCGGAGAAGACGAAGGUAGGGAGCAUUGUGAGUGGAGCGUUGACGAGCACGUUGGUAGGUCUCGCAGCGAGCAAUUUGGGGCUAAUUCCGCACGAAACGGCGUCGUAUUCGUUUUUCAUGGAGUUUCUGUUGCCUCAUACGAUUCCAUUGCUGUUGUUUAGAGCUGACCUUCGCCGUGUCUUCCGUUCCGCUGGGUCUCUGCUUCUUGCUUUCUUACUUGGAUCCAUUGCGACGGCUGUAGGGACAUUGGUGGCGUUUAUUUUGGUGCCGAUGAGAUCACUGGGUCCUGAUAACUGGAAAAUAGCUGCUGCUCUCAUGGGCAGCUACAUCGGCGGAUCACUUAAUUAUGUUGCGAUAUCGGAGGCUCUAUGCAUUUCGCCCUCCGUGAUGGCAGCAGGGGUGGCCGUAGACAAUGUAAUAUGCGCCUUGUACUUCAUGGUGUUGUUUGCAUUGUCCUCAAAGAUUUCCCCUGAGACCCCAACGUCUGUCACUGAUGCAAAGGUAGAUAGAGAUCAUGAAUCUUGGGACAAGAACCGAUUGCUUUCAACUUCUAUAGCAUUGUCGAUAUCCUUUCUGAUAUGUAAAGCUGCGAUUUCCAUAACAAAGUUCUUCAAGAUUCAGGGAGGUAUGCUUCCUGCAGUGACGGCCAUCGUUGUCAUUUUGGCAACUUUGCUCCCCGAACAGUUCCACUCCCUUGCUCCUUCUGCUGAAACCGUCGCUCUCAUUCUAAUGCAGUUGUUUUUCACGAUCUUGGGAGCUACGGGGAGUGUAUGGAAUGUACUAAACACGGCCCCGAGUAUCUUUCUCUUUGCGGUAGUUCAAGUAACGGUCCAUCUCGCCGUGCUAUUAGCUAUGGGGAAGUUAUGCCGUAUCGAGAAGAAGCUACUGAUUCUUGCAUCAAAUGCUAACAUCGGGGGCCCGACCACUGCCUGUGCGAUGGCUACCGCGAAAGGAUGGACUUCUCUAGUAGUCCCGGGGAUCCUGUCGGGCGUUUUCGGGGUCGCCAUCGCGACUUUUCUCGGCAUCGGAUUCGGAGUGUUGGUACUCAGACGCUUGUGAGCUUCCUCUUAUAUGCCUUGAGCUCUUGCAAGUUGUAAGCUCAGUUGAGAAGCUACACUGAUCAGUUAAAAGGGAAAGAAUUAAUAAUUACUGUUUUGCCUGUGAUAAUUAAAUUUUAUGGAUUAGUAUUGGAAAAACGAAGAAUUUAGAUACUUUGAAUUU